CGGGCGGCGCGGUGCAGUGUGGGAGCUGCUGUGGGCUGAGCCGCCAUUUUGUUGAGGAGCUGAGCCGCGCUCUCUGGGCGUCCGUCUGUUUUUCUCUGCGUUUCAAGCGAUAAUAAUUUGGAGAGCCCCGAGUGUGUGCGCGCGGCCGUGUAGGAUAUCGUUACUGUUCACACACUGUGCGAGAAGACCCCGAGUGAUCCGCUCAGGAGGCCGCCCACUGAGGGUGUGUGAGGAGGAGGAGGAGGCGGCGGCGGGGCCCGGGCCAUGGGCCGCUCUCGGAGCCGGAGCUCGUCCCGCUCCAAACACAACAAAAGCGCCAAACACGGCAAGAGGAGGACGACGCGGUCCCGCUCCCGCGACAGGGACCGAGACCGCGACCGCGACAAGGAGAGGCCCAGGAAGCGCUCCAAGUCCCGGGAGAAGAAGAGCCGGCGGCACGGGGGGGGAGCGGCGAGCGGCGGCGGCGGCAGCCGGGAGUCCCGCUCGCGCUCCCGCUCCACCCGCCGCACCACCCCCGAGAGGAUCGACAUCUUCGGCCGGAACCUGAGCAAGAGGAGCAGUCUGGACGAGAAGCAGAAGCGAGAGGAGGAGGAGAAGAAAGCGGAGCUGGAACGGCAGCGCAAGAUCCGGCAGCAGGAAAUAGAAGAAAAGCUUAUUGAAGAAGAGACUGCAAGGAGAGUGGAAGAACUUGUGGCGAAACGUGUAGAAGAAGAACUUGAGAAACGAAAAGAUGAGAUUGAGCGUGAGGUCCUCAGGCGAGUCGAGGAGGCUAAGCGCAUUAUGGAAAAGCAGCUGUUGGAGGAGCUUGAACGACAGCGACACGCUGAGCUUGCUGCACAGAAAGCCAGAGAGGAGGAAGAACGAGCUAAACGAGAAGAACUUGAGCGAAUAUUGGAGGAAAAUAAUCGAAAAAUAGCAGAAGCUCAAGCUAAAUUGGCUGAGGAGCAAUUGAAAAUAGUUGAAGAGCAAAGAAAAAUCCAUGAAGAAAGGAUGAAGCUAGAGCAAGAACGACAGCGUCAACAAAAGGAAGAACAAAAACUGAUCCUGGGCAAGGGGAAGUCCAGGCCAAAGCUGUCCUUCUCAUUGAAAAGCUCUGUUGGAUAACUUUGUGCUUGUAUUCAUUUUCUCUUUUUUUUACCUUGUAGCUUCAUGUUGAAGUGUUUUUGGGAAAGAACAACAAAGUUAGAAUGGUCAAAUGUGGGCUGUGCUCUACAACAUUUCUUAACAGAAUGAGAAAUGUGAUUUUAAAACUGAACUUCAAACAUCCUGUUUAUCAAUACAAUGGAACCCUGUAUAGAGCAUCUCUGAUUUGCGAAUCUAAACAUUCUCCUAAGCAAAAAUUCUCAUCAGUUUUCAAAACAAAUUGCCAGAAAUAAUAAUAGAUUGGCACGAAAAGAUUACUGGGAUCUUCAUAGAGAUGAUCUUAAGAUGGGUUCCGCUGUAGUUUAUCUUAGCAAAACCCAAUGUGAUGUAAAUGUUUAGUAGUAUUGGGAUGAUGUAGUAAUAUCAACUGUAAAUUAAACAAUUUACUAACGGUGCCCAUUUUAAACAGUUAUGUUUAAAGUUUGAUCUUUAAUCAAAUUGGUUGCCCCCCCAAAAACUGAAGUAAAUAUGCAGUCUGUCUGAUGUGUUAACAAAUACAAUGCUGUUGUCGGCAGAAUGGCUCCAAACAUUCACAGGUAAGGGAAAAUUUAACCCACCGAUUUUGGGAAGGGGGGGGAAUUGCCGUUUUGGAUUUGCAGUACAUAUUACCUCUUCAUGUUCUAAUUUUGUUUUUAUCAUCUAGCACACAUUAACCUGCUUUUUUCCCCAUACUGUAAAUGUACAAACUUCACAGAAUAAAAUACAGUCUUAAACGCA
Callorhinchus milii (elephant shark) is the source of this 1860-nucleotide messenger RNA. RefSeq names its product arginine and glutamate-rich protein 1. The record is from RefSeq and is a predicted model, not a curated record. Gene Ontology annotation, cellular component: mitochondrion; nucleoplasm. Lineage: Eukaryota; Metazoa; Chordata; Chondrichthyes; Chimaeriformes; Callorhinchidae. Gene Ontology annotation, molecular function: cadherin binding. The coding region runs from base 265 to 1104 and encodes 279 amino acids. The transcript has 4 exons.